AUGGCACAUUACAAAGGAGCUGCCAGUGAAGCUGGGCGUGCAAUGCAAUUAAUGAAAAAGCGAGAACUCGCGCAAGCCGAAACUGAGUUGCGUAAGAAAAAAAUUGAAGAAGAAAUGAAAUUAUCAAAUAUUGAAAAUAAAUUUGCUAAACACUACGAUGCAGUGGAAGCACAACUUAAAAGUUCUACUAUUGGUUUGGUAACCCUAACUGAAAUGAAAGCCAAACAAGAAACAAUUGUCCAAGAGAGAGCUAAGAGAUUAGUACAAAAAGAGAAAGAAGUAGAGUUUGAAAAACAGAGACAAUUAGAAGCAAAACUAGAAGAAAAGAGGCGACAACAAAGGAAAAUCAAAGCAUUGUCAUUUAUUGAGGAUAUGGCAGAAGAUAGUGAAGAAGAAGAAGAGGAAGAUGAGGAAGAAGUAGAUAAAGAACCUUCUCAACCUUUACCCAAAAAAAUUAAAAAAAAUCCUGAUGUAGAUACAAGUUUUUUACCCGAUCGUGCUAGGGAAUCUGAAGAAAACUGUUUACGUGAAAAUUUACGUCAAGAAUGGACUGAUAAACAGAAGUGUUUAAAAGAAGAAGAAAUUAGUAUUACAUUUAGUUAUUGGGAUGGUUCAGGGCAUAGACGUACAAUUGUUAUGAAAAAGGGUAAUUCAAUCUAUCAAUUUUUACAAAAAGCUUUAGAACAAUUGCGUCGAGAAUUUGGUGAACUUAAAACUAUAAUGGCUGACCAACUAAUGUAUGUUAAAGAAGAUCUAAUACUACCACAUCAUUAUUCAUUUUAUGAUUUUAUUGUAGCUAAAGCUAGAGGUAAAAGUGGUCCAUUAUUUACAUUUGGUGUACACGAUGAUAUACGAAUGGUUAGUGAUGCUAGUUUAGAAAAAGAAGACUCUCAUGCAGGCAAAGUAUUAUUGAGAAGUUGGUAUGAAAGGAACAAACACAUCUUCCCUGCCAGCAGAUGGGAACCGUUUGAUCCAUUAAAGACAUUUGCCAAAUACACAGUUAAAGACAAAACACAAAAACACGAAGCAACACAAAAAAAUUAA
Messenger RNA from Cinara cedri, 1044 nucleotides. NCBI's taxonomy places the organism in Eukaryota, Metazoa, Arthropoda, Insecta, Hemiptera, Aphididae. The record is from the annotation of a GenBank genome assembly.